UUACCGAUUUCCGGUAAUGGAGGACAACAUAGAGAUAUUAUCCAAUCAAAUUCAUCGUAGUAUCUGAUAUUCGGGUCAUGUUGAUUUACCUGAGGAUUAUCGAUCUGUUUUGACACUAAGUAUUAUGUAAACAUAUACACGUGCCUCAAUAAAAUCAAUGAUUUGUCAAAGUUUUAUGGGUCUUAAUUGGUAAUAAAAUUAUUGAUCUUUGUUAUUUAUACGGAUCAGCUUGGGAGUUACAUAAUUAACUGUUUUAAUUUUUUUACUUAUCAUUUAAUUGAGAUUAAUUAUAUUAUAAUCAAGUUAACUAGUUAAAAAAAUUCUUUAAUCAGGUGAACAUAGUUAAUAAUUAUCUUAAUUAUAACUGAUCAAAGGAAUUUUGCAAAUUAAACGUAAAGGCUUGGAUGCUGUUUGCACAUUGAGACAAUUGUUAUAAAAGGAUAUGAAAGAUGGAAUUGAAUCAUAACAGUUCAAACUAUCACAAUGGUUGUUACUCCACCCAGCAAGAAGAAACGUUUGCCAUGCCGUUUUCUUGAAAAAUGGCAGAAUGACCUGAAGUUUUCAGGAUGGUUGACCAAGUCCAACACAGGAGACUCCCAUGCUUACUGCAAAUUAUGGAAUAAAGACUUCAGAAUAGACCACGGUGGCCUUAAUGAUGUUAAUAAACACACCAACACAGCAAUGCACAUUAAGAACCUACAAGCACAGAACAGUACCAAGUCUGCCUCCAACUUCUUCACCCGCCCAGAUGAUGAUGGUGUGACAAAAGCAGAAGUCGUCUUCGCCUACUCUAUAGCAGAACACAACAUACCCUUCUCUUAUGCAGACCAUUUCACCAAACUUUGCAAAGUGAUGUUUCCAGACAGCAAGAUCGCAACCAAAUUUGCUUGUGGCAGAACCAAGGCUACUCAGAUCGUCAAAAGAUCCCUGGCACCUGCACUUCAGCAAGAUGUCAUCACCAACCUUAGAACCCAACCAUUCUCACUUGCAAUAGAUGAAAGCAACGAUAGAAACACUGACAAAUGCCUGGCCAUCUUAGUGAGGUACUUCACUUCAGACAGUGCUAAGACCAGAUUCUUAACUAUGCCAAUCUGCAACAUAGGAAUUUCACAGAACAUCUUUGAUCAACUACAGCAAACUUUUGCCAACUACACAAUACCUUGGACCAACGUACUCAGCUUCAUGUCAGGCAACUGCAGUGUGAUGAUGGGAAAGAAUAACUCUGUGAUGACCCGCAUCAAAGAACAGUCACCUGACGUUUUUGACUUUGGUUGUGUAUGCCACUUAGCCAACCUUUGUGCAGUAGCCGGUGUUAAAGCUCUACCAGUAUCCAUCGAUGACAUGCUUGUAGACAUCUACUACCACUUCCACCAUAGUUCCAAGCGAAAAGAACAGUACAAAGAGUUCCUAGACUUCUGUGACGUAGAACCAAGCAAGCUACUCAAACACGCAACUACAAGAUGGCUCAGUUUGGAAACCUGUGUUGACCGCACUCUUCAUCACUGGCCAGCUCUCACCAGUUACUUCAACUCCCACUGUGAGGUAGAGAAACCCGGACGUAUUCAGAGAGUAGCAACUCAACUCAGUGACCAUGAGAUCCACCUUUACUUCUACUUCCUCAGCUUUAUCUUGGGACCACUCAACAACUUCAACACCAUCUUCCAAGCUUCAGAGGCACGUAUUGGUUACCUGGCAGCAGAGAUGAAGACCCUUCUACGUACCUUCCUGGGAAAAUUCGUCAAAGCCAAACUCAUUCACACUACUCAAGAUCUGACAACCAUAGAUUACAGCAAUCCUGACAACCAACUACCAAACAGUAUUCUCAGUAUUGGACCCAACGCAAGAGGCUACCUGUAUGACCACUCAGAUGAUAUAUCUCCAACAGUACUUCAGAGACUUUUUAGCUCAGUUCGUCAAUUCUAUUGUGCAGUAGUAAAGAAGAUGUUGACCAAGUUUCCUUUCAAUGAUCCAGUUGUUUCAUGUUUGGCUUUCCUCAACCCAGCAGAGAGAGGUAAUCUAGACUUCAAUGACACACUGAAGAUUGUCAAGAGAUUUCCAGUACUUGUACCAUCUACCCAGUUUGCAGCAUUGGAAGAAGAGUUCAUUGACUACCAGGUGACACCAGCUGAUGAGCUACCCAAGUUUGACUCAGAUACCAGAGUAGACUCCUACUGGGCUGCAGUUUCAGCAAUGACAAACAAGAUCACAGGAACAGCAAGAUUUCCACUACUAACAAGAGUUACCAGAGCAAUGUGUUGUAUACCCAACUCCAAUGCAGAUUAUGAGAGAGUCUUCAGUAUGGUCAAGAAGAUACACACAGAACACAGGUCAUCACUGGACAACUCAACACUCUGUGACCUACUUACCACUAAGAUCAACUCAGACUGUGCAUGCUACCAGCUAAAACCAGACAAAGACUUGUUGAAGACAGCAAAGAAAGCAUGUGUUGCUUACAACAAAGACUGUGGAAAUUAGUGCCAAAUGACAAUUUUAUAGUGCUGACAAUUUUAAGUGAUGAUAAUGUAACUUAGUGCUUUCUACUUAGUGCAAAAUGAACAUUAGUAGCUUUUAUGUUUUUUUGCUCCUUGUGUAUUAUUGUUUUGUA
Mytilus californianus (California mussel) is the source of this 2605-nucleotide messenger RNA. RefSeq lists its product as uncharacterized. Gene Ontology annotation, molecular function: protein dimerization activity. NCBI's taxonomy places the organism in Eukaryota, Metazoa, Mollusca, Bivalvia, Mytilida, Mytilidae. Bases 484 to 2475 code for a protein of 663 amino acids. The record is from RefSeq and is a predicted model, not a curated record. The transcript has 2 exons.